This is a messenger RNA of Coccinella septempunctata (seven-spotted ladybird), 988 nucleotides long. RefSeq lists its product as uncharacterized. The record is from RefSeq and is a predicted model, not a curated record. The coding region runs from base 35 to 988 and encodes 317 amino acids. NCBI's taxonomy places the organism in Eukaryota, Metazoa, Arthropoda, Insecta, Coleoptera, Coccinellidae. The transcript has 10 exons.
AUUCGUGCCGUGAUGUGCUGAAAUUUCUGUCGAAAUGUUCUCCUCAAGAAUAAAAAAAAUCAUGUCAGCUGUAGUGUAUGAGAAAGAGCAAGAGGAAUCAUUUAGGAAUAGAAUGUGCAAUGUACCUUUAACGCGAACUAAGAAGAAAGAAGUCAAAAACUCAUAUAAACAGCAGAUUUCAUUGAACAUAUCAAGUCCACCACCGGAAAAAUGGGACUCACCAGAUUUCAAGACUUAUAUGCCAAAAUCAGAUACUAUUGGCGAGGAAGCAAAGUUUUGUGAUUCCUAUGAAUGUUCAUCUGAUAUAUCAAGUCCACCACCAUCAGGAGAUAUUCCGGAUUUUGAGGUUUACACGCCAGAUUCCACUGUCGAUACAGAUGAUAUAAUUGAUAUCGAGGAGGAAAAAAAAACCGUGAAUGAAAAUGAGGUUAAGGAUUCCAAUUAUGAGAAAAAGAUGAUGAACCUUAUACCCCGGAGACGGGAGACAGAAUUUGAAUCUCCUAUAGACGACUCCGACACAGAUCCGACAUAUGACCCAAAACAAGAGUCUGCACGGAAGGGAAGACGUUUCCGAUCCUUGCUGACAGAUUCAUCUUCUGGAUCUUCAAGAAACAACUCCUUCAAAACGCCAUCCAUUACUGAGAAACGUGUGAAGAAACCAAUCAUCAUCCUCGAAAAUAUUCUUUUGAAAAGCGAAAUUAAAUCAAGUAGUACUACAAGUCUCGCUAAGGAAAUCGAUAGGCAUCCCUCUACCUCCAGUAAACCUUAUGAAGAAGGAAAUGAUGUUGAUAUACAAUUGGAAUCAAAAAACCUUAGCACUUCCAUUAGCGACAUCGAGCCCAGUACUUCUCACAGUACUCAAGUAAAAGAAAAAAAAAUUCAUAUUCGAAGUAUACAAGAAAACGAGAUUAUUGUUACUUUUGUGAAGACGAAGUACUCAAUUUCGCUAGACACCUCCAAAGAAACCAUUCCCAUGAGACUGAAGUGA